Wyeomyia smithii (pitcher-plant mosquito) is the source of this 4848-nucleotide messenger RNA. RefSeq lists its product as uncharacterized. Lineage: Eukaryota; Metazoa; Arthropoda; Insecta; Diptera; Culicidae. The transcript has 9 exons. The record is from RefSeq and is a predicted model, not a curated record. The coding region runs from base 911 to 3253 and encodes 780 amino acids.
UCCGCGAGCAGCCAUCAGCUGAAGAUCACGGCCAGGAGCAGAUCAGAAAAAAACUUAUAUAAUAGCCUACCGUAAAUCGGUAUUCUUUAGUUAAGUGCCAACCUUAGGACGGUCGAGAUCGUACCAUCCUCUGUAGCGAUUGUGUUCCAGAGAGUGAGCAGCGAUUGUACACCGUUAUCGGGAACUUUCUUUCUGUGGGAGCUUUUUUUCAUCCAAAUCAUCCAAAGCCGUUGAGCGAAUUUACUUUCCUGCCCUGUAUUCAGGAAUUCUUCCAGCAUCAAGCUUACGGAGAUUUUUCGCCGAUCAUUCUCCUCAAUGCCUGUGCGCUAUAGUGUAAGAAGUGGCUGCCAGAAUCUGUUUUGCGAGAAUUGAGUAAUCAGUGAAAAACAGUUCCGUUCGCUAUCCAGGUGGAAGAAACCGAAAAUAGCCGUAGUAUUGCAGAUAUCGGAAAGUGCUUCGAAAAAAGGUGAAAUUAACCGAUCGAAGAAGAAGUUACAAUUAUCGGCAGAGAAAAAAAAUCAACAACUGUUAGUGUGAUUGUUGCGAAGCAAGCUGCAGUGGUGAUUUUUGAGUCUGUACGCAAAAUAAAAAAAAACGCCAAGACCAGAAGUGAAGUGCCAAUUUCUGUGAAGAGGAAAAUCCGCCAAGUUAUAGCGAAAUUUGACAGCGAUAGCGUGCCGUAUCAGCAGCAAUACCGAAGUGCCUAGGAAAAUUUUCUUCACUUUAGCAAAAAAAAAGGUAUAAUAAAACUUGACAGGCUUCACAGUGAACAAGAACCUAUCUGAUAAAUAAUCGAUGGGAAGCAUAUGAAUGCCUUCUACAGGUGAAUCAGAGUACUUCAGCUAUAAAAGAUUCAUCACCAUUGCCGUAUUCCACUUUGACAUCAUAAACAAAUAGCAAUCAGAACGCCAUGCUUCCCAGAUCGCUACAUUCGACCAUUCUAGCUUGCCUACUGCUAGCGUCUGCGCUUAGUAUAGAAGGUACCAAGCGACGAUCCCGACUCGAUCUGCCCAUCUCGAAGCCCGCGGAUGCACCUCUAGAGGACAACCUGGCGACUGCAUCCGGCUCGGACGGCGUGGUAGACCGAGCGGAACCACCUGCUGCUGUCGCAUCGGCGGCUGGCAAACCGGCGUCGUCUUCCGCUGCCGCAACUCCAGGUACGACACCGACGGCAGCCACGUCCACCGAGGCGGACAACGCUAACAGUUCCGGCAGCGGAAGCGCCGAAAAUAGCUCGCAGAUGAUCGACGAGUACAGCGACGAGGACUGCGACCCGGACUUUGUGGCGUUUGAGCUGGUGACCGGUUACGUCUUCUCGGCACCAAACAAACUGCUGGACUCGAUUCCCGGCACUCUGAUGCUGACCGACUGUCUGGAGGCUUGCCAGAACAAUGAUUCAUGCGCCUCGGUCAACUACGAAACUGGACUCUGUGUGCUGUUCUCGUCCAAUUCUGACAAAUUACCAGGUGCCCUCACCAAAUCCCAGUUCCCAGUGUUCACGAUCUACGCCCAGAAGUCCUGCCUGAAGCUGCGCCCGUGUGAGCGCGCCUGGUGCAUCGACAGAGUGCAAGGCUACAAAUUGAACGGCCACGUCAAGCGUACCGCCCAGGUUCUCAACCGCCGUGACUGUCUGGAGAUGUGUUUGGGCGAAAACGAAUUCACAUGCCGCUCCGCCAAUUUCUACCAAUCGACAAUGACUUGCGAACUAUCCGAUAUGGACCGAAUCACCCUGGCUGGAUCCAGCGCAUUCCAGUCCGCUGACGGCUCGGACUACCUCGAGAACAACUGCGCCGAAGAACCGACCAAGCUGUGUGAAUUCAAGCGCAUGUCCGGACGUAUCCUCAAGACGGUCGACUCCGUGUAUCAGGAUGUUGCCAGUGUCGACGAAUGCCGUGAACUGUGCCUGAGCUCACCGUACCGCUGCCAUUCGUACGACUACGGAGAUACCGGAGAUAUGGUGUGCCGCUUGUCCCACCACAGCCGAGCAACGCUCGCCGAUAUUCAGGACCCUUACCUAGACGUCCCGGAAGCUGCUACCUACGAACUAUCGUCUUGCUACAACGUUUCCAUUGAAUGUCGCGCCGGAGAUAUGAUUGCUAAAAUUCGCACUUCCAAACUGUUCGAUGGAAAAGUGUACGCCAAGGGUGCACCCAAUUCCUGCUCGGUCGACGUCAAAAAUUCCCUCGAAUUCGAGCUUCGCAUGGGCUACCAAGACAUCGACUGUAAUGUUCGCCAAAACGGGCUCGGUCGGUACCUCAAUGAUGUGGUUAUCCAGCACCAUGACACUAUCGUCACGUCAUCCGAUUUGGGACUUGCCGUCACCUGCCAGUAUGAUUUAACGAACAAAACCGUUUCCAACGAUGUUGACUUGGAUGUUGCUGGCGAUAUCGAGCCCGCACUUUCGGAAGAGGUUGUUGUGGACUCACCGAACGUUGUAAUGAAGAUCACCACUCGCGACGGAUCGGAAAUGAUGCGUACUGCCGAAGUCGGAGAUCCCCUGGCUCUGCGUUUCGAAAUUCUGGACCCUCAGUCACCAUACGAAAUCUUCGUGCGCGAACUGGUCGCUAUGGACGGUGUCGACAGCAGCGAAAUCACCCUCAUCGAUGCUCGCGGUUGUCCGACAGAUCACUUCAUCAUGGGACCAAUCUACAAGAGUGCCGGCUCCGGAAAGAUCCUGCUGUCGCACUUCGAUGCCUUCAAGUUCCCGUCCUCGGAGAUGGUUCAGUUCCGAGCUCUUGUUACGCCCUGUAUGCCAACCUGUGAGCCAGUGCAAUGCGACCAGGAUGACUUUGCUGCCGGAGAAUUGCGCUCGAUUGUAUCGUACGGACGUAGACGUCGUUCCGUCAAUGUUACCGCCGAAUUCAGCCGUCAACGUCGGGAAACCACACAUCAGGCACCUCAGGAUGAUAUGCUUCUAGUGCAAUCGAUCCAAAUCACCGACAAAUUCGGAUUCGAGAAGCAGCAAGCGAAACCCAAGAUCAGCAGCAGUGAGACCGUAUUUGUUGCAUCCUCCGAUGCUCAGGGCAUUUGCGUUAACGGACUUGGUCUUCUCGUUGCCGGAGCCGUCUUUCUACUCGGUCAGCUUGCCAUUAUCGCUAUCUGGACCUACCUGUGGCAGCGUCGCAGGAAGCAGCGUCAGUUCGAGAGCGCUUCGAUGGGCUCGUCAGUGAUGCCAAGCCCAACUAUGGCCGGUGCCCGAGGGGAUUCCAUGUGCAAAUUGUACGAUAGCGGAUACGCCGGCAGGCACUUCUAAGGACCAUUCAACACCCACAAACAUACGCAUACAUACCACCACAAGGCUGAUCUAUUUCCACGUACCCAGUUGACACCACUACAAAAUGCACCAACUCACCAAUAUCACAGUCGUCAUAAACUUCUCGAUCUUCUUAGUGCACACCGCCCAUCUUAGGAUUAGGAUCGCCUGAUUUUUUGCUCGCUGGUUCCAAUCAACCGCGAGGAAAAAGUCGAGCAGCAGAACUGCCAUUUAAUGGUCUAAUUUUCAUUGUAUUUUUCGCUCACAUCAACCAUAUGAUUUUUUGUUUUAAAUACGACCAGUAAGGAUGUGGGAGAUUGGAUGCUCGCAACUGCUGGCAUGCUGAGCGAUACACAACCAAACAGCAAAAGUAACAGGAGUAUCCGAAAACUCUCGCUCAUUAGCGCGCGCCUUCAACUUUUCCUAGUACAUUUCGGUCCUUAGUUUAAUGGUGCCCAACCUGCACGCUCACUAUACCUAUGAUCAACUCACACAUCGAGCUUAUCCUUAUGUUUUACAUUAUCCAAACAGGGGAGAAUAGGACGACUGGAGUAUAGAACGACGAGCUUUCGAAUGAUGAACCCAAGUAUGAUGUCUGUGCAUGAGAAACGUGAAUAUAGAACAAAAAAAAUAGACACCGAUAUAGUAUUCUAACAAUGUGUACCCGUAUGCGUGCGAGUGAGUCUGUUUUUAUAGGCGUGUAUGUGUGAUUUAGGUGUAGCCUAUCUCUCGAAAAUAGUAACUCACGAAAAUCUCUUUCCUAAAUACGAAAAUUUAUACUCCUUUGUCCUUUUCUCCCGAGCUCAGAGCUUCGGCUUGAUCUUCCUCGCUAGCACCGCUCAGAAGCACCAGGCACUCAGAGGAAAGACACAAUCAGCGAAAGAUUGGAAGUAGCGAGUUCUAAGCUCAAUUUUAAGCAUUUAUCGUAAUUUAUUUUUUAUUCAUAAUUUCUUUACUAUUAGUAGCCUCCAGAAAAGUGGAAAACGAUAGCAUUCCCCUACUCUGUUUUGUAACUCUAUUUAGUGCUGAAGAGACACAGUGUCGAUAGUUACAGAACAAAUUGCAAUAAGAAAAUGAUAGCAGAAUAAAAAAUCUAACACGUUUAGUACAUACACUAACCGGUCGUACUCUAGUAGAUUGUAGUACGAAAUAAUAAAAAAAAAACACUUAGGUUUUCCUUAUUUCAUUCGCCGGAUUCCCCGCCCUCCCCCCACAACUGCAAACUGUUUAAUUUAAUUAAUUCAUAGCAUACUAACCAUUCAUUAUCAUGCAUUAGUUGUGACUUACUGCGAAGGAAGUAACAUGAAAGUAAACAAGCGGAAACGGAAGCAAAACAACACUGCGAAACACCGAAUAAAAGUCAAAAAUUAAUAUUUAAUUUAAAAAAAAGUGAAAAAGAAGCAAAACUUAGUAAAAAUUAAAUUUAAUUUAAUUUUAAUCGUAAGGCCAACAAUCAUAACGAACGACACGAGAUACGGCGGGAGACUAUAAGAAUAAUACAUAAAUUACAUAUGCAUAUGUUUUCUAUGUAUUGGAGCAAACAAUAUAAUGUAAAACAUUAUUUUUAUGAAUAAAAUAAAAGUGGAAAAAUAAAA